GGUCUCUCCGUCAGUCAGAAAGGAAAAUGGCGGCCUUUGGACGUUUCUCUCAAGUGUUGCUGAGGUCUUCUUUGACCCAAACCCGGCGUCAGCUCUCUGCUGCCGCUGCCGGACACGGCGAGCAGUCAGGUAAGACCUGGAAGAUCCUCACCUUCGUGGUUGCCCUUCCAGGUGUUGGAGUUUGCAUGUUGAACACAUUCUUGAAGGAGCAGCACCACAGCCAUGAGCAACCAGAGUUUAUCCCUUACACCCAUCUUCGCAUUCGCAGCAAGCGUUUCCCCUGGGGUGAUGGCAACAAAAGUCUUUUCCACAAUCCACAUGUGAAUGCUCUUCCUGAUGGCUAUGAGGGACAUGAGUAAAAAACAAACCUCCAGAUGUCACAGAUGGGAUCAGUCCUUGUUAAGCAGUUGUUAUUGGACCAUACUCCUAUUCACAGUUUACUCUUUCCUCUUUAAUCGUUUUACCUCUGUGCUCUUAACACAGGGCACCUGAACCAAUAGCUCCUUUGUUCUGGACCAUUAUACAAAAUGUCUGACUUAACAUAAAUAAAGUAACUUCUAUUACCUCA
Molecule: messenger RNA, 568 nt
Organism: Pelmatolapia mariae (spotted tilapia)
Lineage: Eukaryota; Metazoa; Chordata; Actinopteri; Cichliformes; Cichlidae
Product: cytochrome c oxidase subunit 6A, mitochondrial
Exons: 3
Coding region: 27-359 (110 amino acids)
Biological process (GO): mitochondrial electron transport, cytochrome c to oxygen
Cellular component (GO): mitochondrial inner membrane
Molecular function (GO): enzyme regulator activity
Source: RefSeq, a predicted model, not a curated record